AAGAGUGACUCUCAAUCAAUAGAAAAAGCAUAUGGCAAAGUUGUGCAGUUUUAUGUUGCUUAGACAUGUUGCAAAAUGCCCACAUGCAUAGAUACUUUUCCUCUUUCUCUUCCCAUACUCGCUGCAAUGCUGAGUUUGUUUCUUUGGUAUUUAGCAUAAAGAUCUGAUUUUGAUGCUAGAUCUUGUUAGAAUUUUUGGUUUCUGGAGUUCUUGGCUGUCACUGGCUUUCAGUUGUGCAUGCAUGGAGUAGAAAAGUUGCUGAUCAGGUGUUUGUUGCAUGUAUGGUUGGUGGUGUAUUCAACUGCUGAUGGCUCCAAGACUGAGUUUUCAUGACUGGUUGGGGAAGGAGAAGUGCAAAGGAACUGCAGUGGCCAACGUAGGCGGUGCAAAAUCCCCGGAGUUCUGUCUCAUGGGCAAAAGCCGGGGGAGGAAUGCGAGGCAAUUCACUUGGGUGUUACUACUCAAAGCACACCGCAUCAUCAGUUGCAUCACUUGGAUGGCAGCUGCAUUAUGGACAUUACUUGGAGUGAUCAAGAGACGGCUCAUUUUCCGGCAAGGAGUUAGUUCGGAGAGGGACAAACCUGGCAAAGGGAGGAUAUUGUUCGCUUUCAUUAGAGGAUUUUCUAUGGUUUCUUCAGCAGCUCUUGUUCUUGAAAUUGUUGCUUAUUGCAAUGGAUGGUAUUUUCAUAUACCUCACACUGCUGAUGUUCAAGGAUGGAUGCAUUCAGUUUAUCUAUCAUGGAUUGUAUUCAGAGCAAACUACAUUGCUCAUGCAAUUCAGGUCUUGUCCAAUUUUUGCGUAUUUCUUUUCAUUGUGCAAUCAGUUGAUCGGAUGAUAUUGUGCUUCGGGUGUUUUUGGAUCAAGUUCAAGAAGAUCAAGCCUAGAGUUGAGGGGUCUCUGUUUAACACCGAUGAUUUGGAAGGCUUUGCAUGCGAAUAUCCCAUGGUCUUAAAUCAGAUUCCAAUGUGCAAUGAGAAGGAGGUGUAUGAGCAGUCCAUUUCUGCAGUUUGCCAAAUCGACUGGCCGAAAGAUCGUAUAUUGAUUCAAGUUCUUGAUGAUUCAGACGACGAGUCAACAAAGCUUUUGAUCAGAGAAGAGGUUUCCAAGUGGAAUCAAAGAGGUGUCAACAUCAUUUAUCGGCAUCGGUUAAUCAGAAUUGGUUACAAAGCAGGAAAUCUCAAGUCUGCAAUGAGCUGUGACUACAUCAAAGAUUAUGAGUUUGUUGCUAUAUUUGAUGCUGAUUUCCAACCCAAUCCUGAUUUCCUCAAGCAAACAAUCCCUCAUUUUAAGGGAAAUCCUGAAGUUGGAUUAGUACAAGCAAGGUGGAGUUAUGUGAAUAAGGAUGAGAACUUAUUGACACGUCUCCAAAACAUCAAUCUCUGUUUCCACUUUGAAAUAGAACAGCAGGUGAAUGGCAUUUUCCUGAACUUCUUCAGUUUCAAUGGUACCGCUGGUGUUUGGAGGAUCAAGGCAUUGGAGGACUCCGGAGGUUGGCUUGAGAGAACAACUGUGGAAGAUAUGGACAUCGCUGUUCGUGCGCAUCUUAACGGUUGGAAGUUCAUAUUCUUAAAUGAUGUCAAGGUCUUGUGUGAAGUUCCAGAGUCCUAUGAGGCUUACCGGAAACAACAACAUCGAUGGCAUUCUGGUCCAAUGCAGCUAUUUCGAUUAUGUCUUCCGGCAAUCAUAACCUCUUCCAAGAUAUCCAUCUGGAAGAAGGCGAACUUAGUCCUGCUAUUUUUCCUCUUGAGAAAGUUGAUCCUUCCAUUCUAUUCAUUCACAUUAUUCUGCGUCAUUCUUCCACUCACUAUGUUUGUCCCAGAGGCCGAAUUACCGGUUUGGGUGAUCUGCUACAUUCCCGUAUUCAUGUCAUUUCUGAACAUCCUUCCAGCACCAAGAUCAUUCCCUUUCAUUGUGCCGUACCUUCUCUUCGAAAACACCAUGUCAGUGACCAAGUUUAAUGCCAUGGUAUCGGGUUUGUUCCAAUUAGGCAGCUCAUAUGAGUGGAUUGUUACUAAGAAAGCCGGCCGAUCAUUAGAAUCCAAUCUUUUGGUAAUGCCUGAGAAGAAUUCGAAGCUCGUAACCAAUUCAACUACUCCUGCUAAGAAGUCCAACAAAAUCUACAAAAAGGAGUUGGCACUUGCAGUCCUCCUCCUCACUGCAGCGGCUCGGAGUCUUUUAUCUGCCCAAGGAAUUCACUUCUAUUUCCUACUCUUCCAAGGCCUGUCAUUCCUACUUGUCGGUCUUGAUUUGAUUGGUGAGCAGAUGAGCUGAUUAUCACUCACAUGAACUUCAAUGCAACAAUCAUACUGGACACUGUUAAGUAUCUCCCAUAAAAUUAUCGGUAAUCACGUAAGUAACAAGUUCAUCUGAUUUUUUUUCUGCACUGUGUACUUAAUGAUUCUCUAAUUCCAAUCAUACUGAGUAGUGUAAAACAGU
Molecule: messenger RNA, 2437 nt
Organism: Dioscorea cayenensis subsp. rotundata (Guinea yam)
Lineage: Eukaryota; Viridiplantae; Streptophyta; Magnoliopsida; Dioscoreales; Dioscoreaceae
Product: probable xyloglucan glycosyltransferase 5
Exons: 5
Coding region: 278-2272 (664 amino acids)
Cellular component (GO): Golgi apparatus
Molecular function (GO): glycosyltransferase activity
Source: RefSeq, a predicted model, not a curated record